This is a messenger RNA of Lycium ferocissimum, 720 nucleotides long. RefSeq names its product agamous-like MADS-box protein AGL61. Gene Ontology annotation, molecular function: protein dimerization activity; DNA-binding transcription factor activity, RNA polymerase II-specific; RNA polymerase II cis-regulatory region sequence-specific DNA binding. The record is from RefSeq and is a predicted model, not a curated record. Lineage: Eukaryota; Viridiplantae; Streptophyta; Magnoliopsida; Solanales; Solanaceae. The coding region runs from base 21 to 533 and encodes 170 amino acids. The transcript has a single exon. Gene Ontology annotation, biological process: regulation of transcription by RNA polymerase II.
CCUUCCUCAAAAAACAAGUUAUGGCAGAUAAAAAAUCGCUAGGACGUCAAAAGAUUCCUAUGGCCAAAAUAGAAAAGGAAGAAGCCCGAUACGCAGCAUUUUCAAAGCGUCGGAAAGGUCUGUAUAAAAAAGCUAGCGAAUUGAUUGGAGAAUAUGACGAUCUUGAUAUAGCAAUAAUAAUGUUUUCUCCCACCGGUAAGCCUUACUCUUUUUUUCACCCUACGGUUGAUGUUGUUAUUGAUCGCCUUUUAAAUCCAAAUACGUUGUCAAGUGAAAGUAAUAGCCUUGCUGCUGAAAACUCUCGGAACAAAGCGAAGGAACUGAAAGUUAAACUUGACGAAUAUGAUAUUCCAAAAAAUGAUGAGACUGACAAGAUGAGAUUGUGGGAAUCCAUCAAGGAAUCUGAUGUAGAGGAGGUGACAAAACAUGAGAUUUGGUUGAACUCCACUGUUGCUGGCUUGAAAGAUCGUUUGAUGCAGUUGACAAAUGGUGCUUCUCCCUCUGCACAAUCCCCUUCUGAAGAUGCUAAUUAAGCAUAUAGUGAUAUAUACUAUAUCGAGGCCCCGUAUAAUGAAAGUUUAAAUUCAUAUAUCUUGAAUGUUCUUAUUUAGUUUUUGUUUUAGUUUAGUGUUUAAAUUUGAUUUUCUUACUUGAAUUCAAUAGUGAUUUCCAUUUAUGAUAAUUUGAUAUUUGAGUUGUUUGUUAAAAUAAUUGUGUGCU